UGCCCAUACAUAGCAGUCUACAGGAGAUACAAGCCUCACUUUCUGAUGAUCCUGGUACAGAUUAGUUAUGCUCUUUUUUAUGUCAUCAUAAAAGCCUCCUUCGAUCACGGGAUGAAUCCUCAUGUCUUCUUAACGUAUCGUUAUGUGGUAGGAGGCUUGGUGACGUUUCCUUUUGCCUAUUUUCUCGAAAGAAAAGUAAGGCCAAAGAUGACAUUCACAUUGUUUUUGGAGAUAUUUUUGCUAUCUCUCCUCGGGUGUAGUUUAACCUUUAACAUGUACUUUGCAAGCUUGAGAUACACCUCUCCAACAUUUGUCACAUCAAUGAUCAGUACAGUGCCAUCUUUGACUUUUACAAUGGCCAUCAUACUUAGGUUAGAGGCCUAAGACAUCAGGAGUCCUCGUGGAAUAACCAAAGUAAUUGGGACCUUAAUAACUUUGGCUGGGGUCUUGACCAUGUUUUUGUACAGAGGAAGUGCAAUAAAAAGCUUGUCAGCCGCUCUAAUUCACACCAGAAAUCCUACUGUCCAUGAAAACUGGACAAAAGGGUCAAUUCUUGUUGUUGCAAGUUGCUUCUCAUGGUCCUGCUGGUAUAUAAUGCAGGUUUUCACACUGAAGAAAUAUCCUGCCCAAUUAUCGCUAACCACAUGGAUGAAUUGGAUUGCAGCAGUGCAAUCAGCUGCCUUCACAGUUAUCUUACAACACAAACGGGAAGAGUGGAUUAUUACGUACCAGAACGACUUAUGGUCCAUCUUAUAUGCCGGAGUUGUAUGCUCAGGUUUAACCAUCUUCAUUCAGCUAUGGUGCACAAAACAGAAAGGGCCAGUUUUCGUGACCAUCUUCAAUCCCCUGUCUACAUUGUUUGUGGUGAUUUUGGCAUACUUUUUUCUUGGUGAAAUACUGCAUGUUGGCAGAAUACUAGGAGCAGUCAUUAUUAUCAUUGGCCUGUACUUGGUGUUGUGGGGCAAAAGUAAAGAUGAAGGUCAUGUCAAAGAUCAAGAACACAAGGAAACCAAGAUAGAAAUGGAGUCUUCAGAAGAAAGGCCAGAGAUCAUUUGAAGAAGGUACUUUUAGAAGAGAAGAUUGAACUGAUGCUUCAAGAAAAUGCAUCUAAUGUAGUACACCAACGAAAGAGACAUGUCCUCCAUGAUGUAAAAAUCUGAACAUGUGGACGCUGGAAUCAAUUAGUUGACCACGUAUUAAGCUCUUUGACAGUACCUAGAACUGAAAUUUUGUUUAUAAUUUUAGUCCAAAAAUUAUCCAAAGGAAUGGUACUUUAUCCUUCAUAGAAUCUUAAUUCAUAUUACAAUUUCUUUUCUUUUUCUCUUCUUUCAACUAA
Ziziphus jujuba (common jujube) is the source of this 1336-nucleotide messenger RNA. Its product is annotated as WAT1-related protein At4g08300. Gene Ontology annotation, cellular component: plasma membrane. The annotation marks the transcript as partial. The record is from RefSeq and is a predicted model, not a curated record. NCBI's taxonomy places the organism in Eukaryota, Viridiplantae, Streptophyta, Magnoliopsida, Rosales, Rhamnaceae. The transcript has 7 exons. Gene Ontology annotation, molecular function: transmembrane transporter activity.